UGAAUGUUCUGUAUUUUAGCCCCUGCGGAAUCAAAUUUAUAAUCAGUUUUGUUCUAAUAAAUGUUAAGAUAUUUUGUCUCGUUUUUGAAUGACAUUUAAUAUCUGUUUGAAAAUAAAUCAGCAGUUGUUGCAUUUUGAAGUUUGACAUAAACUGCAACUGUCUUUGGAUAUAUGCAUGUACAGAAACUACAAAAAUCAGGUAGAAAUGGCAGCACAGAAGGUAAUGUCAGCAGAGAAGCUAAAGUUGAUCAUAUUCCUUGGUUCUACACGAGAGGGUAGACUUGGAGAGAGAGUUGGGAAAUUUGUAAGAAAUACUCUUAGUAAAACGGAAAAGUACGAGAUUAAAGUAUUUGACCCAGCGGAGAUGAAUCUGGAUUUGCUGAAAAAGCCUCUCCAUUUCUAUAAAGACAAAUCAACAGCCCCAAAGACAUUGUUAGAAGCUAAUGAAGAUAUAAAGAAUGCAGAUGCCUUUUUAUUAGUGUCUUGUGAAUACAACCACUGCAUACCACCAGCAUUGGCCAACCUGUUGGAUCAUUUUCCUGGCAGCAGUUUCUCUUGGCGGCCGAGCGGCAUUAUCACAUAUUCACCGGGAAUAUAUGGUGGUAUGCGUGCCGCGAUGCAGCUGAGGGCUAUGACGGGCGAACUUGGAUGUAUCAGUGUAUCAAACAUAUUUGGCAUACCAAAAGUACAUGAAGCCAUUGAUGAAGACGGAACGCCAAAAGAUAACCAUAUGAUAUCUGGUCUGAACAAACUCAUGACACAGUUAGAUUGGACAGCAACAGCGUUUAAGAACAUGAGGCAUGACAAUGGAAUACCAUCUUAAAUACAGUAAAAACAUAUCAUAGAAAAAUAGAGUACAAAUUUAUAUCAUAGACAACUAGGCAACAUGGUGCCUAUUGUUGUAUUUGAUGUUAUAUACAUGAUUUGUAGACCCUGUGCAAAGCUCCUUUUCUAACAAUCCCUUCUCAAAUUAUUAAGAAACUUUCUGUCAAUAGUGUAGUCCAGGUGCUUGUGUAGGUAUAUGUAAAAAAUUCUUUAUUUCUGUUUGAGGUGUCAAAUUUCAGAACAUCUCAAUCUUCACAUAGUUAAAUAGUUAAGAUGUACAUAUUCAAAAUGUACUUGUAAAAUCUAAAACUAAAGCUGUAAACAUGUAUAUUUACAUGAAGCAAACUUUUACGAAAUUAAAUAGAAACAUUUCCAGCAGUUUUCAUCUGGCUGGGGUGUUGUGUAGGAAGUCAUACACAUUUUUCUUCAAAUCUUGGCCUCUCCAUUUUGUUUUUACAUAAUUCUUUUUUUAGCUUCAGAGUCUGUGAUGUGGCUGACCUUGUGCAAGUAAAAUGUUACAAGUGUAAAAACCUGAAAUCUUUAAUUUUAAUUUUAUUGUUUGUUACUGCAUUUUGUUACCUGAGCACAAAUCUAUUUUAAUUAUAUGAAUAAGUUUAACAGAAGAAAUGCAUAAUAAAAAAUGACUGUGAGGGUGUAUUAAUGAGAAUGCAUUUCAUUUUGUCGUUAUAGGUCACACACCAUUUUGAUAAAUUCAAAAGUUGUAAAAAUUCUGAACAAGCUAGUAUUUCUGAGUUGAUAAAAUUUUACAAGGAUUUUUUUUAUUAUGCAACAACCUGAAGAACAAAAACAUAUAUUUUGUUAAAUUAUGGAAUAACACAGAAAAGACAAAUUGUUUUAUAUGCAAUAUGACAAAAAGGACAAAAGUUUAUUAAUGUGUGAAAGAACAAAAAAAGAACAAAAACAUUAAAAAGAAAGAAUCUCACUACAUUUACUGUACUGAUACUAUUAGGUUAUUUAACAUUGUUCUGUACAGUACGGAGAUAUAUUUGGACGAGUACCCAGCUGAGAAAACCAUACUGGACAAGCCGCUAGGCGAGUCCAGUAUGGUUUUCCCAGCUGGGUAUGAGUCCAAAUAUAUCUCGUAUUGUACAGUACAAUGUUAAAUAACCUUUUUAUUCUAUAUCUAUUUUAUUUUAGUUUAAAUUAAAAAUGAUUCACUGAAUAUUGUAUUUCUGCCUUUUCUGUAUUUUCCCAGCUUGGUAUGAGUGCAAAUAUAUAUUACAUAGACGCAUAAGCAGACUCUGUACAUAGAGCGCCUACUUCACCCGAUUUACAUUCGAAACAUUUUCACGCGUUUCGGGCUUUAUCGUAUGUUUAACAUGGGACUGUGAACCUUCUUAGUACGGAAAGAAUACAGGGUUUUUUUACGCAUGUGCGUCCAAUACGGUAUUAUAUUGUACGGUCACAUGUUGCAAAUAAACGUUCACGAUUGGAUAAAUAAAAUAGAUAUAGAAUAAAUGUACUUAUAUACAUAAAUAGAUCUGAUUUUAAAUAUAUUGUAAUACAAAAUUAAUAUAUAGUCUUACAAUAAUACUAAAUGGCAUAUCAGAUAGGCAUGUUAAAUUGUUUGUUUUGUAAGCUCAUUUAUAGUUGGCACUGUAAACCCUUUAUUGGUAACUCCUCCACAAGACUCUUUAGUAGUUUUAUUGUGAGGAUAGAGCAAAAUAUGCAAGAUGCUCAGAUUUUAGAAGCUGCCCUGGUUAUUUUACAAGCCAGAUUUGUAUUUCCCAUACAUACAUACAUAUAUACUCUUAUACUAAUGUUAGUAAUUCUAGUUGUAGGAGCGGCUGCUUGAACUCAUUACCCCUGGUUUUGUAGUCAGAUGGUGCACAGGACCACAGUGUCCACUCUGGCAUAUUAAAGUGGGAAGUCAGGGUUUAUAUAUAUAUAUAUGUAUAUAUAUUUUUUUAUUGAAUUUUCUGUGUUUUGAUAUGGCAUAGUAUCACACUAAAAACCUGAAUUACUUGCAGUUGAAGUUAAUGUCACAAUAGAAUUUUGUGCAACACAUUCAUAAAAAAAAACAUUAUGAGCCGUUAUCUAUCCAUACUAUUUUUUUCCUUCUUUGGUAUGUUAUAUACCAUAUAUUUUCGCUUAUAAGACGCAUUAUUAGGAGUCAUAUUUCCAGUUCAAAGAAUGGGGAGCAUCUUAUAAACAUGCACUACAAGAAAAUUGAAAGAAAAAGAUACCCCAGACUGCAUGUCUGAUGUCGGGAUGCGUCUUAUAAGUGAGUGUGUCUAAUAAGCGAAAUUAUACGUUAGUAUUUAUGCAAGGAAUAUGCUACCUCUUUAUUGGUCCAGUACAUGUAUCACACCUGUAAUACUGUAUUGUAUUUACAUAUUUAAAGCUUAGUUUAUUAUAUAUUUAGAUUAUACAUGUAUUUUUAAAAUAAUUUAGGUAUUUCACAUAACUUUAUUUAAAAAUCAAACAAUUUUUACCUAGAUGCAAAAUUUAUAAUAAAUCUAUGAUCUGUUUA
Messenger RNA from Mercenaria mercenaria, 3319 nucleotides. RefSeq lists its product as uncharacterized. Gene Ontology annotation, molecular function: oxidoreductase activity; FMN binding. The coding region runs from base 176 to 823 and encodes 215 amino acids. Gene Ontology annotation, cellular component: cytosol. The transcript has 6 exons. The record is from RefSeq and is a predicted model, not a curated record. NCBI's taxonomy places the organism in Eukaryota, Metazoa, Mollusca, Bivalvia, Venerida, Veneridae.